Trypanosoma cruzi is the source of this 1118-nucleotide messenger RNA. RefSeq lists its product as uncharacterized. The annotation marks the transcript as partial. The transcript has a single exon. Lineage: Eukaryota; Euglenozoa; Kinetoplastea; Trypanosomatida; Trypanosomatidae. The record is from RefSeq and is a predicted model, not a curated record.
AUGCCUAUCGAACAGGUAAUUCUUACAAUCCACGCCAUCUAUGACCUACCGCGGGAGAUGCAGCAACUGGAUCCGCGGCGGGAGCAGCUUGAGCUUUUUGUGCAGCCUGUAGUCAACUACAACUACCGGGGGCGACGCGUGAAAUUACUGCCGUUGGGCGAGAGCGUGAUGCCAUUUUCCUCCUCCUCCAUUUUGUUCAAACGCGAGCGUUUUAUUUUGGAUUUGGGUAACGUCACGACGCCCUACGCAAGCCCAAAAUGUACGCUGCCGUCGAUCUCGCCGCGUACCUCACCGUGGCGACGGUGGUACCCAACGGCAGGGGGAGAGACAAACGAAGAGGACGACAGCGACAACGAAACGAGCAACAAUGACACAAAAAGAAAUAUGAUCCAUGGAAAUCAAGUUUUGCUGCAGUACCCUUGUACGCUUGGCCUCUCAACAACUCUUGAUGUCAUGGUUGGCGUUCGUCAGCAUCGCAUAGGAUCCUUCGUGCUGCGAUGUAUCACGGUCGGUCAAAGUGCAGACACACACUCCGAUGGCGCCGGGUUUUUCUCAGUGGCAAUCGAGGAGGUCCGAAAGAAGAAGACUGUCACACGCGUUGUUGGUCUCAGUGUAGGCGGCGUCAUACUCUCCGUCUCAGUGAAUCCAAAUGACGACAAGGAAUCUGUACUUGGGCGCCUCAUCGGGGACAAGAAUCGUAACCUCGCCAGUUGUGGCAAUAAUCAAGCUCUGGAGAAGCUGGAUGUGGCUGCCAUGUUGCUUGAAGGGUUUUCAGAAGUGGAGAUUUAUCAACACAUGCGUCUGAUUGUGGAUCCCGAUUAUUAUCUUCGACGUUUAGAGAACCUUAUUGCGUUGUACCCAGCACAAGGGAGUGAGGAGUGGCGACAGAGUGGCGUAUUGCUGCAGAAGUACGCAUCGAGGGAGGAGGAACUUAUGCGCAGGGCCAAUUUGGAGAUUGGACCCGAGUGCUCUAGCGUCUCUGCACGGCACCGCUUAUUGGCCUACCGCUACAAGUAUCAUCUUAGCGACCAAAGCGUACGGGAGUGCCUUCAGUCCGUUCUGGGGGAAGAAAUCCAUGAAACGUUGGUUACGGAGCCGGAGGUUGUGUUUGAGCUACU